Thunnus maccoyii (southern bluefin tuna) is the source of this 702-nucleotide messenger RNA. It is a transcript of the gene ube2na, whose product is annotated as ubiquitin-conjugating enzyme E2Na. Gene Ontology annotation, biological process: DNA damage tolerance; protein K63-linked ubiquitination. The transcript has 4 exons. The coding region runs from base 110 to 574 and encodes 154 amino acids. Lineage: Eukaryota; Metazoa; Chordata; Actinopteri; Scombriformes; Scombridae. Gene Ontology annotation, cellular component: nucleus. The record is from RefSeq and is a predicted model, not a curated record. Gene Ontology annotation, molecular function: ubiquitin conjugating enzyme activity.
GUGUGUGUGUGUGUGUGUGUGUGUGUGUGUGUGUGUGUGUGUGUGUGUGCUGUCAAUGCCAACGACAGAGAGCAGGCAGUGAGAGCCUAAAGCCCGCAUUUAAGACAAGAUGGCAGGACUGCCCCGCAGGAUCAUCAAGGAAACUCAGCGUUUGCUUGCAGAGCCUGUCCCAGGCAUCAAAGCAGAGCCAGACGAAGGCAAUGCCCGCUACUUUCACGUGGUCAUCGCUGGACCUCAGGACUCACCUUUUGAGGGAGGCACAUUUAAACUUGAACUCUUUUUACCAGAGGAAUAUCCCAUGGCAGCUCCUAAAGUACGCUUCAUGACCAAAAUAUAUCAUCCCAAUGUAGACAAGCUGGGAAGAAUAUGUCUAGACAUUUUGAAAGAUAAAUGGUCGCCAGCUCUGCAGAUUCGUACAGUGCUGCUAUCAAUCCAGGCGUUACUAAGUGCACCGAACCCUGAUGAUCCCCUAGCGAACGAUGUUGCAGAGAAGUGGAAGUCCAGUGAAGCUGAAGCCAUAGAGACAGCCAAGUCAUGGACCAGGCUUUAUGCUGGAAACAAAAAUGAAGUGUAGAGCAGCCUAACAAGCGGCGACACAAGUGGAAGACAAGUGUGAACACAAAUCCUCAUGUUCUGCCAAGACCUCUUCCUACUUCAUUUGCAUUUAAAGGACACCGUCUCAUAUAUAUAUAUAUAUAUAUA